GCGGAGAAUAUUCGCGAAAGGUGCGAGUGAUCGAACUUGAGAACGUGAGAUCAGAGUCGACUACGAGACACGGACCUGUUAAGACCCGCUCCAAAUCAUAUCAAAUUUAUAUAUAACUGUUAUCUUUUAAUAUCUGACAAUAUUAAAUUAUUUUCUUGUAACAAACCAAAUCCACACCAAAACUUAUUAGACUAUGACUAUCAUGUGGAGCAUAAUAUUAUGCAUCGUGGUAUCGGUGGCCGGCAAGCAGAUCACUUUUGAAAAUUACAAGGUCUUCAAAAUUAUUGCGACUACAUCGACAUGGAAUGAGUUGAUUAAUCGUUUGGGACAAAUUUCAGAUGGAUAUUCCUUCUGGAAGGUAUCGUUUGUGAGUAAACAAGUGGAUCUUAUGGUAGCCCCGCAUAAGUUACCCGAAUUCUACGACAUAAUGGCGCAGAUCCAAGCACCAUACAAAGUUUAUAUUGAGAAUGUUCAGACAUUAAUCAAUCGGACAAUGCCAACAAAUGCAUCAAUGAAAUUUGAUUUUAAAAAUUACUAUGAUCUCGAUACAAUUUACAAGAAUCUAGAUGACUUGGUAGAGCAACAUCCCAAUGUAGUGCAAAGUAUAGAAGGCGGCGAGACAUAUGAGGGACGUAAAAUCAAAGGUGUCAAGAUUUCUUUUAAACCGGACAAUCCUGGAGUCUUUAUUGAAAGUGGCAUUCAUGCUAUGGAAUGGAUCGCACCAGCAACUGCCAUGUACAUCUUGCAUCAAUUGCUGACAAGCACCGACACGGAGGUCAGGACUCUGGCUGAGAGCCAUGAUUGGUAUAUCUUCCCAGUGUUCAAUCCCGAUGGAUACGUGUAUACACACACUACAAAUCGACUUUGGAGAAAGACACGUAAGCCCUACGGUUCCGAUUGUUAUGGCUGUGAUCUCAACAGGAAUUGGAAUUACAAAUGGAACACUGGAGGUGCUAGCAAUAACUCAUGUUCUGAAAUCUAUGCCGGACCUGCGCCGUUUUCCGAAAUUGAGACAAGCAGCAUGUCCACAUAUAUCAAUUCCAUUUCCGACAAUUUCUAUGUGUAUAUUGCGCUCCACAGCUAUUCGCAACUAUUGAUGUUCCCUUAUGGUUAUACAGUAGAUCGUGUUGAUAACUAUAACUUACUG
Molecule: messenger RNA, 1147 nt
Organism: Acromyrmex echinatior (Panamanian leafcutter ant)
Lineage: Eukaryota; Metazoa; Arthropoda; Insecta; Hymenoptera; Formicidae
Product: zinc carboxypeptidase
Biological process (GO): proteolysis
Molecular function (GO): zinc ion binding; metallocarboxypeptidase activity
Source: RefSeq, a predicted model, not a curated record